Messenger RNA from Venustampulla echinocandica, 1350 nucleotides. Its product is annotated as putative Mitochondrial enolase superfamily member 1. The coding region runs from base 1 to 1350 and encodes 449 amino acids. The transcript is spliced from 3 exons. Gene Ontology annotation, molecular function: magnesium ion binding; L-fuconate dehydratase activity. Gene Ontology annotation, biological process: amino acid catabolic process; carbohydrate catabolic process. NCBI's taxonomy places the organism in Eukaryota, Fungi, Ascomycota, Leotiomycetes, Helotiales, Pleuroascaceae. The record is from RefSeq and is a predicted model, not a curated record.
AUGGCAGAAAUCACUAUCCAGGGCUGGGAUACUCGCGAUGUGCGAUUCCCCACAUCCCUUGACAAGACCGGCUCCGAUGCCAUGAACGCAGCUGGCGACUACUCAGCCGCGUACUGCAUCUUGAAGACAGACUCGAAGUUUGCUGGUCAUGGAAUGACCUUCACAAUUGGCCGCGGAAACGACAUCGUCUGCAAAGCCAUUGACAAUGUGGCUGAACGGAUCAAAGGCCGCACCCUCUCAUCCCUCGUCGAAAAUUGGGGCCAGACAUGGCGCUACCUAGUCUCCGACUCACAAUUACGGUGGAUUGGGCCCGAGAAGGGCGUUAUACAUUUGGCACUUGGAGCCGUCGUCAAUGCCAUCUGGGAUCUAUGGGCCAAGUCGUUGAACAAACCGGUGUGGAGAAUCGUGGCAGAUAUGACACCAGAGGAGUUCGUCAGAUGUAUCGAUUUCAGAUAUAUUACCGAUGCGAUUACGCCUGAGGAGGCAGUGGCUAUGCUGAAGAGUGAGGAAGGUGACAAGGCCAAAAGACUUCAGGAGGCGUUGGAUAGCAAGGCGGUUCCAGCCUAUACAACUUCGGCGGGAUGGCUUGGAUAUGGGGAGGAUAAAAUGAAGGGCCUAUUACAAGAGACCCUGGCCAAAGGGUAUAAGCAUUUCAAACUGAAAGUCGGGACUUCAGUUGAGGCGGAUCGCAGACGGCUGACAAUUGCGAGAGACGUUCUUGGUUACGAUAAUGGAAAUAUUCUGAUGGUUGACGCAAACCAGGUCUGGUCUGUCCCCGAAGCAAUCGAGUACAUGAAGCAGCUUGCAGAAUUCAAGCCAUGGUUCAUUGAAGAGCCUACUUCGCCGGACGAUAUCCUUGGCCACAAAGCUAUCCGUGAUGCUCUCCGCCCCUACGGAAUCGGCGUUGCCACUGGAGAAAUGUGCCAAAACCGUGUGAUUUUCAAACAACUCCUCUCUAGCGGUGCAAUUGAUAUCUGCCAGAUUGACGCCUGUCGCAUGGGCGGCGUUAAUGAGGUCCUCGCUGUGCUUCUCAUGGCGAAAAAGUUCAACGUUCCAAUUGUGCCUCAUAGCGGUGGUGUUGGACUCCCAGAAUAUACCCAACAUCUCAGCACGAUCGAUUACGUUUGUGUGAGCGGCAAGUUGAGCGUGCUAGAGUAUGUGGAUCACUUGCACGAACAUUUCGAGCAUCCUGCGGUGAUUAAGGACGGAUACUAUCAAACUCCAACCGAGCCAGGUUAUAGUGUUGAGAUGAAGGCGGCGAGUAUGGACCAAUUCAGUUUCCCUGGAGGAGAAGGAGGAUGGUGGAAGAGUGAGGAGGCGAGGCCAAUUUUGGAGGGCACCAAGAUCUAA